Molecule: messenger RNA, 1758 nt
Organism: Neoarthrinium moseri
Lineage: Eukaryota; Fungi; Ascomycota; Sordariomycetes; Amphisphaeriales; Apiosporaceae
Exons: 1
Coding region: 1-1758 (585 amino acids)
Source: RefSeq, a predicted model, not a curated record
AUGAUGCCAUCGGACUCGCUGGCGUGCCUUCCGCCUGAGCUUUUGGCCCGAGUAUGCGAAUUCAUUGAGCUCAAAAGAGACCUGUCUGCGAUUAUCCGAAGCACGCGACAGUUGUAUGGAGUCGCCACGGCCUAUUUGUACCGAGACAUCGAUCUCCUCUCCGCGCAGGACUUUGAUCACCGUUCUCAAAAGGAUGAGAACAAUGUCUACAUUGAGUCUCUCGCGAGAGCAUUUCUGCGAGACCCCCAGCUCGGUCACUAUGUCCGUCGGCUCGCCAUUCGUCUUCCAGAAACGUCCAGCCGUCACCAGUUAUUGACUCCACUGAACCUAGAGACCGAAGUGGCCGUCAGAUCACUUUUGAGUACCGCCUCCGGGCCCGCGACCCACAGCACCGCGGCCCAAGAUCAUUCCCCCGGUGCUAGUGAUCACGACAGUGGCAGCGAGGAGUGGGAUACGACAGAUGACGAGAGCGAUCUUGAACUGGAAGCUGACUCAUCCGUCUCGGAAAAGUGUCCGGACUUUCAAAGUGAAGCGGACAUGUGGGUUUACUUUGCAGGCAAGAACAAAGCUACACGGCGAGAUGUGUUCCUGACGCUGCUACUCUCCCGCGUGCCCAGGCUGGAGUGCUUGGACCUUGAGAAGCCCAAGCGUGGAUGGAGAACUGGCUUUCUUGACCAGGUGCUCAAUAACAGCCACGAUGGUCUACAGCCGUUCAAGGACUCACCAAUGCUCAGCAGCGUCCGGAAAAUGUGUUUUGGUUAUACCUCCCCCGAAAUUCGCGGCGAGUCAUGGAUUGGCUCAUUUCUCCUUCCGGGGUUGGAGGAACUGUAUUUGCACCGCAUAUACAGCCUCGGAUCCUUUUUGAGCAAACCAGCUGGAAGCAGCAGCUUCACUGGCUGUCUCAAUAUUACACAUCUUGAACUACGAGAUUGCAGGAUACCCCCGCCGUCUUUGCGUCGCUUACUAGCUGGCCCAAAGGCUCUGAGAACUUUCAUCUACGUCAUUGGCGAGCCAAGUAGCCAACUGGAAUUCAUGGUCCCGAUCAGCUACAAAUCAGUCCGCGCCGCCCUCGAGCAGCAGAAAAACAGUUUGGAGCAUAUUUGGAUUGACUAUCCUCACGAUUACUCUUGGGACGAGAUGACCAGCCAGCACACCCAUCCUAUGGGUAGUUUCUCUGGUUUCACCAAGCUCAAGCACUUGCACAUCGCCGGUACCUAUCUGUUUGGUUUUGUGUGGGAGUCUGACCUUGACCCUAGGCGCCUCGUCCAGGCACUCCCGCAACAGAUCGAAACUGUCCAUAUAUCUCAUGCCGACGAGGAUGAUGAGACGUUUGAGGGCGUUAACUGGGUGAUUGCUGCCAAAAAAGAAGGGCGGCUUCAGGACUUGACCGAGUUGAAGCUUGAAGCCGAUUUUCAGUGGCUGUUGCAUGCCCGCAGCCAACUGAGGCAACUGGCAGUCAAAGCAGAAGCAGUAUCGCUCCAUAUUAAAUUCUUUGAUAAUUCUGCUGUCACCAGAAUCGAAGAGGUUGCGCAUUGGAAGCAAGUUGCGCUCCGCCGACAACUGUCGCUCUUUGGCAAGCGUUUCGAAAAUCCAUGGGGGUUCAAAGGAGAGGUGUCAUGGCCUGAGCGUGUCAGCGGUUGCAUGCAAACUCCCAUCUAUUGGGAGGUCGCCAUUGAUGAUUCCCCAUAUCCAACGCGUAUUAGUCCCCCCACAGCGACACCAGAGAGAUAUCCAAGAAUAGUCCUGCCGGGGAAGUAG